AUGUUCGCCAGACGUUGCUCGAGACUCGUGGCCUCGCAGACUGCCCGGCCGCUGCAGUCGUACGUCUCCCGCUUCUACUCUACCGGAUCUCCAGCGUAUGAGUACAUCUUGACAUCCAACCCUAAGCCCGGUGUCGGUCUAAUUACCCUUAACCGACCAAAGGCCCUCAAUGCCUUGUGCAGCCCGCUCUUCAAGGAGCUCAACGACGCCCUCACCAAGUAUGACGAUGAUAAGAGCAUUGGUGCUAUAAUCAUCACUGGCAGCGAGAAGGCAUUCGCAGCUGGCGCCGACAUCAAAGAAAUGGCACCUCUGACCUUCUCCUCCGCAUACUCUGACAAUUUCAUCGCGUCAUGGUCACAUCUUGCCAAUACCAUCCGGACACCCGUCAUUGCUGCUGUCUCUGGAUACGCUCUUGGAGGAGGCUGCGAGCUGGCCAUGAUGUGUGAUUUCAUCUACUGCACCGACAAGGCUACCUUUGGCCAGCCCGAGAUCAAGCUCGGCACCAUUCCUGGAGCUGGUGGCUCUCAGCGCCUAACCAAGCUUGUUGGCAAGAGCAAGGCAAUGGAACUUAUCUUGACUGGAAAGAACUUCAGCGGAAAAGAGGCUGGAGAGUGGGGAGUCGCCGCUAAGGUCGUCGAGGGAGGCAAGGAUGAGCUGAUGGAGGCUGCUCUCGAGACUGCCAGCACCAUUGCUAGCUACAGCCGUGUUGCUGUCGUUGCUGCCAAGGAGGUUGUUAACAAGAGCCAGGAACUCUCGUUGAAGGAAGGUGUGGAGUUCGAGAGGAGAAUGUUCCACGGGCUAUUCGGUAGCAAAGAUCAGAAGAUCGGAAUGACCGCUUUCGCCGAGAAGAAGAAGCCAGAGUGGUCGCACGAGUGA
Molecule: messenger RNA, 876 nt
Organism: Arthroderma uncinatum
Lineage: Eukaryota; Fungi; Ascomycota; Eurotiomycetes; Onygenales; Arthrodermataceae
Product: enoyl-CoA hydratase
Exons: 4
Coding region: 1-876 (291 amino acids)
Biological process (GO): fatty acid beta-oxidation
Cellular component (GO): mitochondrion
Molecular function (GO): enoyl-CoA hydratase activity
Source: RefSeq, a predicted model, not a curated record